CACACAAAGCCAAAGCCAAAGCCUACCAGAGAGAAUUUGGGAUACCUAUAAUACCUCUUCAUUUUCUCCCCCAAAACUCUCCCCCCUCCUUCAAGCCAAAAAACCAAAAAAACAAAAACAGAAAUCUCUCUCUUUCUCUCUCGUUGGGGGACAUCAAACAUCUGACAUCAUGGCAAAUUCAGCAUCAGGAAUGGCAGUGCAUGAUGAGUGCAAGCUCAAGUUUCUGGAUCUGAAGGCCAAGAGAAAAUACAGGUUCAUAGUGUUCAAGAUUGAGGAGAAUAUCCAGCAGGUGACUGUAGAUAAGGUCGGUGGCCACAACGAAACCUACGACGAUUUCAUCGCCUCCAUCCCUGCCAACGAGUGUCGUUAUGCUGUCUUUGAUUUUGACUUCACAACCGAUGAGAAUUGCCAGAAGAGCAAGAUUUUCUUCAUUUCUUGGUCACCCGACACGUCGAAAAUAAGAAGUAAAAUGUUGUAUGCGAGUUCCAAGGACAGAUUCAAGAGAGAGCUGGAUGGAAUUCAAGUUGAAUUACAAGCAACAGAUCCCAGUGAGAUGAGCUUUGACAUCAUCAAAGGAAGAGCUAUCUGAAUCCCACCAGCAAAGCUAAAAAAAUUCUCUUUGCAACCAAACAUAAUUUUUUACCCCUACAUUUUAUUACCCCACCUCAGGGCUAAGUUACUUUUUCUCACCCCUUAUUUGUCAAAUUCACCAUUAGUUUUCAUUGGGUGAAUUGUCAUGUUGACACUUGUCUUUGUUAUAUUUUCAUUAUGUUAUUUAUUUAGUUUUUUUCGGCCAAAACUGUAGAAAUCCAUUUCUACUGUGGUCUUUCUUCCAUUUUAAGCCUUUUCAAUUUCACAUGAAUUACUUCAAUUAAGAGUUCACAAUGAUA
Molecule: messenger RNA, 890 nt
Organism: Momordica charantia (bitter melon)
Lineage: Eukaryota; Viridiplantae; Streptophyta; Magnoliopsida; Cucurbitales; Cucurbitaceae
Product: actin-depolymerizing factor 6
Biological process (GO): actin filament depolymerization
Cellular component (GO): actin cytoskeleton
Molecular function (GO): actin binding
Source: RefSeq, a predicted model, not a curated record